AGCAUGGAGGGAUACCCUGAUAGGAAUAUCUCCCACACAAGCUUCAUUCUAAUGGGCUUUCAUGGUCUGAAAGAGGGGAGAAGACUCCUUUUCAUCCCUUUUUUCCUCAUGUUUUUGUUAUCGCUUUUUGCAAACUCAAUGCUAAUCUUUAUCAUCACAUCAACAAGGACUUUGCAUUCUCCAAUGUAUAUCCUAAUUGGGGUUAUGGCAGUUGUGGACUUCAUUCUACCAAUAUUCUUCGUCCCACAUAUGCUACUCAGCUUUUUAUUAGAUUGGAAUGGUAUCUCUUUGGUCGGAUGUCUGACGCAGAUGUUCCAUAUUCAUUUCAUUGGCUCAUUCCAGUCAACUCUCCUGGUAUGGAUGGCCCUUGAUCGUUACUUUGCCAUAUGCAUGCCUUUACGCUAUAAUGACUUUAUGGCUGUUACUCCUUUCCUGAAGUUCGUCAUAGCUCCUGUGUUGAGAAAUGCCAUUUUAAAUUUAGCAAUGGUCAGCCUGGCCGGAUCUCGGUCCUACUGCCUGUCCAACGUGAUCCAUCACUGUUUCUGUGAACACAUGGCUUUGGUUAACCUUGGCUGUGGGGACAUAUCCACCAGCAACAUUGUAGGACUCAUAGCUGCUCUCAGCAUCCCAACGGCUGACUUUUUCAUCAUCACAGCAUCCUAUGUCAAAAUAUUCAUUUCUGUUUUAAAGUCUGGGAAAUCUCACCAGAAAGCCCUCAGCACCUGUGUUACGCAUAUAAUCGUUAUAACAGUGAGUUUAAUAUUUGCCUUGACGGCGUUCCUUUCAUACAGAAUAAAUAAUAAUAUGUCAUCUGACAGCCGUGUUUUUGUCAGUACAAUGUAUUUGCUUUUCCCUAGCUGUUUCAACCCAGUGAUUUAUGGUAUCAGGACAAAUGAAAUUAGACAACAGAUACUGAAAGUCAUGAAAUGUGGAAAGAUUGCCCCAGUUUCCGUGAGGUGA
Megalops cyprinoides (Indo-Pacific tarpon) is the source of this 960-nucleotide messenger RNA. Its product is annotated as olfactory receptor 52K2-like. Gene Ontology annotation, cellular component: membrane. Gene Ontology annotation, molecular function: G protein-coupled receptor activity; olfactory receptor activity. The record is from RefSeq and is a predicted model, not a curated record. The transcript has a single exon. The coding region runs from base 4 to 960 and encodes 318 amino acids. Gene Ontology annotation, biological process: G protein-coupled receptor signaling pathway. NCBI's taxonomy places the organism in Eukaryota, Metazoa, Chordata, Actinopteri, Elopiformes, Megalopidae.